This is a messenger RNA of Cuscuta campestris, 1200 nucleotides long. NCBI's taxonomy places the organism in Eukaryota, Viridiplantae, Streptophyta, Magnoliopsida, Solanales, Convolvulaceae. The record is from the annotation of a GenBank genome assembly.
AUUCCCAUUUUUCUUUCUUAGGCUGACCGGGUACCAAUGGAAGGGUUCUACUGUUCCCUGGCUGCCUUCCCGCCGGUGUAAAACCCUUUGCCGGCGACGUUCGCCGCUUUCUUCAUCUCUAUCCAUAUCUAAUUUCCCGUCAGAGGCAACACAGUCUACGCUCCUCCACCGCCGUUCAUGUCAAGAGUUUCGAGAAUGAAAUCGCUCCUUCUGAAUGCGACACUUCCCAAGCCCGCACCUCUCUCCACCCGUUUCCCGCAAUCCAUUGUUCCCCGGAGGAGAAGCUGCUUUCGUCUUUCCAGGCAAUUCCGUAGCCCUAGCUUCUUCGUUCCUACAGUGAGCCCCUGGAAUGUGGUCUCUCCGCUAGGGAUUUCUGCUGCUUCGGAAUGGAAGGGGGUUCGGAGCUUCCUAAAUGAGGGUUCGCUCCCAGAAUCCGGGGAGAUUCAUGUGAUUCUGGGGCCAAUGUUUGCUGGCAAAACCACCACUCUUCUGCAAAGAAUCAAAGCCGAGAGUGUUAAUGGCAGAAACGUAGCGAUAAUAAAGUCAGAGAAGGAUAAUAGAUACGGAUUGGACUGUAUUGUGACACAUGAUGGAGAAAGAAUGCCAUGCUGGCCUUUGUCAAAUCUGUCGUCAUUCAAACAGACAAUUGGUUCUGGAGCAUAUGAUAAGUUGGAGGUGAUUGGCAUUGAUGAGGCACAAUUUUUUAAGGAUCUAUACCAGUUUUGCAGUGAAGCUGCCGAUCAUGAUGGAAAAACUGUAAUUGUUUCUGGUUUGGAUGGCGACUACCUAAGAAGGAGCUUCGGUUCGGUGCUUGAUAUAAUCCCUAUUGCAGAUACUGUAACCAAAUUAACUGCUCAAUGCGAAGUUUGUGGGGAUCGUGCACACUUUACGCUUAGAAAGACUGAGGAGAACAAGACAGAACUGAUAGCCGGGGCGGAUGUCUAUAUGCCUGUCUGUCGUAAGCACUUUGUGAGUGGCCAAGUGCUGAAAGAAGCCACUAGAGAUAUCAUUGAAGCUCAGGUGUGUGUCCAUGGCUGACCCAUUUAGGCGACAGCUAGUUUAGGGUAUAAUCGUGAACUCAUUUCUAUGAAACUUUUAGGCUUGGCCAUGUUAGUUAUAUGAUCACCUAACUUCGUAGGGGUCAGGUAUGCUUACACACAUCCUCCCUACUUCUGUGGGAUUCUACUGGAUCUGUUUGUU